Messenger RNA from Sipha flava (yellow sugarcane aphid), 1366 nucleotides. RefSeq names its product protein HGH1 homolog. NCBI's taxonomy places the organism in Eukaryota, Metazoa, Arthropoda, Insecta, Hemiptera, Aphididae. Bases 229 to 1329 code for a protein of 366 amino acids. The transcript has 7 exons. The record is from RefSeq and is a predicted model, not a curated record.
CCGCGGUAUCAAACCUAUCGACUGUCCUCGGCCUGCAAUAUUAUUGUUAUUGUAAUUCGUAUUGUUUUUCAACUUUUUAUUUUAUCCUUUUCAAAAACACAGUUUUUCGUCCGCUACUCUCCGUUGGUAUUCCCGUCAAAUUGAGUUUCCUUUGCUGUUCACAGUAGUGUCUUAAUAGUCGUAUUGAAAUCGAUUUACCGUGUUGGUACACGACUACCGAUAUAAAUUAUGGGUCCGCAACUACCAGAUCAUUUGCUACUUGUUAUGGUCCGUUCGUUAGCGUUGGACGGCUGCGACCCGGAAUUUAAAAAAGACGUUUUACAGAAUUUACUGGUGCUGACAGCUGACAAGUUUGAAGAAAACAAAAUAAUCAUUGACAAUUUCGAUGAUUUGCUCAAAGGAUUAUUUAAAGUCUUAGAAACCGAAAGCAGUCAUGCUGAAAUGGCCUGUUUGUGUUUAGUCAACCUUUCAGCAAAAGAAAAUGGUCCUAAUAAAAUUAUGUCGUACAUAAGCAAUAACAUCAGUACAAAUGGCUCGGGAGUAGUAGCAAAAAUAUUACGGUAUGUUGAUGAAACUACACCAGAGAUUGCUAAAGCUGUUUUAAUGUUGUUGUGUAAUUUGACUCGUGAAAAAAAUCAUGCUAAUAAAUUAUAUGAAGCGUUUAUAGAUCAAACUACAACAUUGAAAUCGCUAAUAAAGUUGUUCAUCACACGAGACAUAAAGCAUGAAACUAAUUAUGACUAUGUUUCAUAUUUAUUGUCUAAUUUAUGUCAGUUACAUGAAGUAAGAAUGUGGUUAUUGGAUAAUGAUAAUUUACAAAAAUUACUUCCAUUUUUAAAUCAUAAAAAUUCAAUUCGAAAAGCUGGAGUCAUUAUGCUUGUAAAAAAUUGUUGUUUUGAAUUAGAAAAGCAUGAAUGGUUAUUAAGUGAAGAUCUUGAUUUGUUACCUCGUCUUCUUCUUCCGUUAGCUGGCCCAGAACAAUUUGAUGAUGAGGAUAAUGAAAAACUGCCAAUAGACUUACAAUAUUUAUCUGAUGAUAAAGAACGAGAAUCAGAUCCAAAUUUGCGACUGGCUCUUAUCCAAGCUUUGACUCAAUUAAGUGCCAAAAGAAAUUGUCGAGAAAUAAUCAGAGACCAAGGGACUUAUCUUAUUUUGAGGGAAUUACAUAAAUGGGAACCUAACAUGGAAGUAAAACUUGCAUGUGAAAAUCUAGUAGACAUUUUAAUAAAAACUGAAGAUGAAAUAGGAACUGACAAUUUCCAUGAUCUAAAUGUACCAGAAGAAUUAAUAGACAAAUUUAAAAAGAUGGAUGAGGCGUAUUUAAAUUAAUAUCAAUAUUAUUUGUUAAUAAUUUUAAUUUUAUAGA